AUGGUUGGCGUUCACAAGAUCUCGCACCCCAUAGUCAACGCUGAACUCUCCAAGUUACGACUCAGCAGUACAAGUUCCAAAGAAUUCCGCGAAGGCAUCAACCACAUUGCUCUAAUUCUGGGACUCGAAGCGUCAAAAGAUUUGGAAGAAGUGACGUUCGACGGGCAAACACCCAUAGCGGCUUUCAAGGGUACAAAUAUCAAACCUCGUGUUGGCCUAACUCCGAUUCUGCGUGCUGGCCUGGGAAUGACGGAUGCUCUGUUAACUCUUUUCCCCUCCGCACCUGUGUACCAUCUCGGAAUUUUUAGAGAAAAGGUUACCCUUCAACCUGUCGAAUACUACUCCAAGUUGCCAGCGCAACCUCCAGUCGACAUAGUAUAUCUCUUAGAUCCUCUCAUUGCUACUGGAGGGACCGCCGUUGCCGCUCUCACUAUGAUUGUCGAUUGGGGCAUCCCAGUGGACAAAAUCAAACUUCUUUGCGUACUUGCUUCUCAUGAAGGAUUAAAGAACGUACAAAGCGGAUUCCCUGGACUCGAGAUCUGGGUCGCAGGCAUUGACGAAACAUUGACAAAGGAGGGAUUGAUUAGCCCUGGUUUGGGCGACACCGGUGAUCGUCUUUUCAACACCUUGCGCCCUUGA
Messenger RNA from Lentinula edodes (shiitake mushroom), 639 nucleotides. Its product is annotated as armadillo/beta-catenin/plakoglobin. The record is from RefSeq and is a predicted model, not a curated record. The transcript has 9 exons. Lineage: Eukaryota; Fungi; Basidiomycota; Agaricomycetes; Agaricales; Omphalotaceae. The coding region runs from base 1 to 639 and encodes 212 amino acids.